This is a messenger RNA of Brassica oleracea var. oleracea, 693 nucleotides long. RefSeq lists its product as uncharacterized. The transcript is spliced from 2 exons. The record is from RefSeq and is a predicted model, not a curated record. Bases 37 to 609 code for a protein of 190 amino acids. Lineage: Eukaryota; Viridiplantae; Streptophyta; Magnoliopsida; Brassicales; Brassicaceae. Gene Ontology annotation, biological process: multidimensional cell growth; xylem development.
ACUAAAAAGAUCUUAUUUUUCUCAUCCAAAUUCUGCAUGGAGAGUUCAAUGAACAAAGCGUUCAUGACGAGCAAGCAUGAAACGACAACGUUUUCAAGCGACCAAACUCCAGAAGAAAGUAGCUGGACAAUGUAUUUCGAAGAUUUCUUUGAGUCUUCUUCAAGUAUUGUCGAUGUCGGGGAGUUCAGCUCUUCCUCCGUCUCCGAUGCAAUGUCUUUCGUAGAGACUAAGAAGACCAUCCACGUUUCUAAACAAGAAGCAUCUAAUUCUUCAAACAAAUUCAACACUAAGAGGACACGAAAUAGAGAGAUUCCUUUUGGUCGUCAUCAUGAUCUUGAAGACACUGCCUCUUCUCCCUCACGCAGCCCUAACGUCUAUAGCAUCUCGUUGGACGACAACACGAGACACGGGGGUGGCGUAGUUGGUGAAAACACAAAUAAUGUAGUUGGUGUUAACACGUCAACUACAGUUGAACUUUGUAUAUUUAAAGUUGGAGUUGAUCCAUCAUAUGUUAUACAAAUUAUUUUCUAUAUCUCACAACCUUUUUUUUUUUUUUUUUGGUUUAAAUAUAUCUCACAAUCUUACCAUGCGGUAAUUUUACAUAGGUAGUGAAAGGAGAUAGUGCAGUGCACAACCAAGUUGGAUUAUCAGUAGAUUUGAAGCAAAAAGGGCUUUGUUUGGUUCCCAUGUCUA